GUAGGUGGGGCUUGCGGUGGGCGCAUUCCAGGGGGCCCAGGAAACUUUGUCGUUAGGGGCCCUGCAAUUUCUAAUGGCGGUCCUGCUGAGUAGUGACCAUGUUGUACUUACCCUUAACUCAGGAGCUCUAAUGAGAAAGCAGGGAACUUUUAAGCCCCAGCCAAUUAAUAUAUGUUUUAAUAUAUGUUUUAAAGGCUGAAUGGCAGCUAAAGACAAUAUUUAACUACAAUCUGUACACGAAACACAGAAAGAAAUCGCCAUUAAUAAUUUUAUUUCUUGUUGAUGCUGAUGAUUUACAUCAGACUUGCCCUGAUACACGGUUGCACAUGACCGUAUAAUGCACAUGCCACAGCUCAGUCUUGUACAGUUAGUGACAGUUGGUCACAGCUCAGUCUUGUACAGUUAGUGACAGUUGGUCUCAGUACAUGGUUUGACUCAGACCAGCGUGCGUCUUACUGCGUUUGCAAAACAUCUGCUUGCGUUUUUUUUUCUUGUGGAAAGUGAAUUCCCUAAUUAUGGGAGAUAAAUUGCCUCCAGCGAUGGAGAAGAGUACUCCUCCAAUAAGGAGUGAGGAAAAGCAACAACUUUUUGCUGCUACUAAGGCAGAGAUGGAAAAGGAGAAAGGGGAUACCAUCACGGUGAAGAGAAAGAUGGACAUCAGCGCUGAAAAGGAAAGUGGGAGAAAAAGGAAGAAAAAGGUGAAACAUCUGUGCAGUGACAACAUCAAGGAGGAGGAUUAUACGGAAAAAGAAAAGAAGAAAGAAAAGAAGGAAAGAAAAAGACCCCGAAAUGAUGAGGACCCCAUCAAAACAGAGGAAGCAGGAGGUGAGCAGAAGAGGCCCCACCAAGAAGAAGAAGUUCCUCUCCCUGUUGCAGUCAGCAUGUGUCAGAUCCACGCAUUGCUUGGGAUUGGUUCCUUUGGCAAAGUGAUGUUGGCAUCUCUGCCCAACAACAGCCAGCACGUGGCCAUAAAGGUCAUAAAGAAGAGCGGCCAGGACCAACUUAGUGAAACCGUCACUGAGGCUCACGUGCUGAAGAUGGCUGCUGGAUGCCCAUUCCUUUGUCAAGGAUAUGGAUCCUUCCAUACUCAGCGGCAUUCUGUAAUGGUCAUGGAGUACAUCAGCGGAGGGACCUUGGACCAAAAGAUCCUGGAUUCAGGACUUCUGAAGAUGAACUCAGUAAGAUUCUACGCAGCGGAGAUGGUUUGCGCCCUUCAGUAUCUCCACUCAAAUGGGAUUAUCCAUCGAGAUUUCAAAGCAAAUAAUGUCCUAGUGACCAACAAAGGACAUAUUAAGAUUCUCGACUUUGGAAUGGCGGUUGAGGGCAUCUUUGGAGAUAAAAAAGCCAGAGGAGUACUAGGAACAUUGCCCUACCUGGCCCCUGAGGUAAUCAAAGAUGAGGAGUAUGAUGCAGGAAUAGACUGGUGGAGCCUUGGAAUCACCAUAUAUAAGAUGGCCACCGGAUCUCAUCCAUUCAGCUUUGAAAAUGACUUGUCAAACUUCACCAACGACAUUCUCUAUGAGGAGCCCUACAUUCCAAAACGGCUCAACAAAAAACUGCAAGAUCUCCUGCGACAGCUUCUGACGAAAGAUCCUAAGAAGCGACUUGGCCGCAAUGGGAACAUCCGGGAGCACCCAUUUUUCCAUUCCAUCGAUUGGGUGAACCUAGAAAAGCUGAAUGUACCACCCCCUUCCAAACCAAAAACAGUGCCAUCGGUGGAUUUCGGCAAGACAAUUGAAGAGCCACUGUCGUUCUUGGAGUCUAUAAAAUACAAGAUGUCUUCAGAAUACCUCACGCCGUCAUCCCAGUUGGAGCACCCAAGCCAUUGUUGGACAUCCAGCAAUCUCUGCCAUUCUCAACCAAUGGCCAUCAACUCUCCAUACCAUCCGUCUCCAUUUGGUCCUUUUGGCUUCUCCGUCCAGCCUUACACUGCAUAUUGGCCUCAUCACGGCUUCUACCAACAGCCUUUUCCAUCAGUUCCUUAUAAUCUCCAUCCUUUCCUUGGUCCUGUUAUUAGACCUCCGCCAGGUCCAGUCAUAGUCCCAAUUUCUCAUAACCUGCCUCUUGAUGUCAUCAACACCCCUUGGCCCCCUCCGCCAGUUUCAGUCUUAGUCCCAGUUUAUCAUAACCUGCCUCUUGAUGUCAUCAACACCCCUUGGCCUUUUCUAUCACAACUGCAGUAACCGUCGUCCUUUGGCUCUAUCAUUGGCCCUUAACAUCUUGAGUCUCUGGCCUUUGUCACUUUUCCCUAACGCUUAUUUUUGACCCUUCGUUGUUACUAACACUUGUUCUUUCCAUCUGCCUCUAGCCUUUUCCAAUGGCUACUGUCUAUGGCCCAUUACAUCGGCCUUUUCCAUCACUCACUGUUUCUGCAGUGGCCCAUUCAACCGCCUUUACUUCUAGCCCUUACCACCUGGUACAGUCUCUGGCCCUCACCAUCAGCCCCAACAUUGGCCCAUUCCAUUGGCCUUUAUCUCUAGCCCAUAACAUCGGCUACUGUCUCUAGCCCACUCCAACGGCCCAA
Xenopus laevis (African clawed frog) is the source of this 2524-nucleotide messenger RNA. Its product is annotated as protein kinase C delta type. NCBI's taxonomy places the organism in Eukaryota, Metazoa, Chordata, Amphibia, Anura, Pipidae. The coding region runs from base 516 to 2183 and encodes 555 amino acids. The transcript is spliced from 9 exons. The record is from RefSeq and is a predicted model, not a curated record.